AUGUAUAUAGUUUUAUUCAUAUUUUUUAUUUAUCCUUGUUUGUGUGAUCCAAUUGCGAGAACAAGUUAUGGUGCAUUGAAAGGUUUGACAAUUCAACAAGAGGAUGGAAAUCAUUAUCACACUUUUAAAAGUGUACCAUUUAUGAAGCCGCCGUUAGAUGAUUUACGAUUUGAACUUCCACAAAAACCAGAUCCUUGGAAAAAUAUUAGAGAUGCCUCAAAUUAUAGGUUAGUUGUUCACAAAAAAAUGUAUCUUAUCUUUUUUAUUCAGCCCAGCUUGUUUGACUUCAACUGAUCGUGUUGAAAAAAUUCCUCAAAAUAUGAGUGAAGAUUGUUUGUAUCUCAAUAUUUUCACAUCUGAAAAAUGUAUGGAAAAUUCGGAUUGUUCGGUUAUUAUUUAUUAUCAUGGAGGUGGUAUAAGUUUGGAUUCUGCUAUUAUGUUUCCCGAUGAAUUUAUUCUAGAACGAUAUGUGAAACAAGGUGAAUUGCUUUUUUUUUAAACUCAUUGUUUUCAUGUUCAUGGUGAAUUAUUAGAAAAAAUAAUUUUAAAAAUGAUUUUUUCUGAACAGUUUUAUUUAUUUUGUUUUUUCUUUAGAAAUAAUUUCAGAUAUUGUAUUUGCAAUUCCUGCAUAUCGUUUGGGAAUAUUUGGAUUGUAUAAUUUUGGAGACGAAAAGAUCACUCAUCAAAACCUUGCAUUUCAUGGUUUUUUCCGUUUGUUAUUUUCAUUUGGUCAAAAAUAAUUAUUUUCAGACUGUCUGAUGUCGUUACAUUUUAUACAUAAUGAAGUUUCAAAUUUUGGAGGUGAUCCUACAAAAGUGACAAUUAUGGGACAUUCUGCUGGAGCAUUUAUUGUUUCUACAAUGGCAAUCAGCCGGUGAUUCAUUCUUGAGUAUAAAAUAACAAAUCUUAUUUUUCAGAUCAGUGGAUCCUGAUAGAAAGUUGUUUAGGAGGCUUAUAUCUUUAAGUAUGAUACCAUAUUUUGAUGAGUCAGAAUUGUUUUAUCAUAAUAUUCAUGAAAUUACAAAGAGGAGUGGAGUAGGUUUUUUUUUAAUAUGGAAACAGUGUUUUAGUUUUUCAGUGCGAUAAUUCGACAAGUUUUGUUGUCAAACUUGAUUGUAUGAAAAGAAAAGAUUAUCAUGACUUACUUAUAAUUCAACGACAGAUGGAGAAAGAAAAUUUGAAGAUUUGGGGUUUUUUGAAUGGUCCACCGUUUAUGGAGAAGAAUGGGAAUCUAACUGAAUUAAUUGAGAAUGCAGUACCGCGAGAAGUUAUUUUUGGAUGUACAAAAAAUGAAUGGGGUUAUAAAACGUAUAGCAUAGUCAAUCCAUCCGUGCCAGGGAAAUUCAUGAGCUUCGAAAAUCCAUUUGAAGUUGGCAAUUAUUUUGAUGAUCUUCAAGCUCAAAAUAAUUCCACAAUGUUCUCAACUGACUCUCAAACCACUUUUGUUGGAAUCAGUUUGUAUGGAAAAUCAAUUGUUAAAAAUGGAGGAAAAGUGUAUAUUUUUCAAUCAGAGUGAGAUGAAUUUCAGAAUAUUUUUUAUUAAUUUUUUUUUCAGUCAAGAACCAGGUUCCAACCAUGUUUCCGAUAUGCAAUAUUUUAUUGGUUUUCAUCGUGAAAAAAAUCAUACCUCUGAUAUGGAUAUUGUGGACUCUUUCUACAGUCAAAUGCUGGUCAAUUUUACCAAAUAUGGAAAUCCAUCACCCGGUUAGUGUUUCAUGGUGAUGAAAACUCUUUAAUUUUCUGAAAUUACAGUUUGGGAGCCAUUGAAUAUCUCGAGAAUGAAUUAUUAUUCUGUUCAAGUCGAUACUGAAAAUGAUAUUUGGCCAAGUAUGAAAGAAAAUUUUCAUGAAAAUGAAUAUAAUUUAUGGAUGUGUAAUAUAACAGCUUUUGACAAAUAUGUCAGUGAACAGGUGAACAUUUUAGAUGAUUUGCAAAAAUUAAAGAAUGUUUGUUUCAGAAAUCCCGAAAAUUGGAUUUCUUGUUAACAGAAAAUAAUGAACUUCUCAAUGAAAAUACUUCGGUGACAACAAUAAUAUUUUUGUCAACUUGUGGUUUGUUAAUUUCCGUCCUUGUUAUGAUAUUCAUUGUUAGGAAGAAAUCCAGAAAUGAUUAUGUUUUGUUGAAAUGA
Molecule: messenger RNA, 2128 nt
Organism: Caenorhabditis angaria
Lineage: Eukaryota; Metazoa; Nematoda; Chromadorea; Rhabditida; Rhabditidae
Source: the annotation of a GenBank genome assembly